AAAACAGCACAAUGUCCACAUCUAAGAAGCAGCUGGAACAGCAGAAGCAGCAGCAGCAGCAACAACAACUUGAAUUCUACCGCAAUACUCUCAACUUCAACGUGAUCUCGCGGUACGACCCGAAGAUCAACAAUGUGGUCUACGACUCGCCGUACGCUGUCGCUUACAAGUUUGACCAGGCCAGCGAAGAGUGGGAGAAACUCGAAUAUCUGGGCUUGGUUUCGGUCUACUCGCGCCUGAACUAUGAUCCCGCCAAACCGUUGGACCCUCACGCCGUACAGGACGACUUCUACUAUGGGCUCAUCAUCUUGAACCGUAGUAGCCCGGCCAAUUUCUCCAUCGGUAUCGUGCCGAACUGCAUUAGCGAGUGGAAGAAAUCGGUGUUGAUGAGUGUGGAGCAGCAGGGCGAUUUGGUGAUUAUCCAGGACGUGAAGGAGGAUGUGUAUGGGAUCUGGUUAUUUGACAAGAAGGACCGCGAGGAGUUGCUCAAGGCACUCAGGUAUGUAUUGGAGAAUCCUCCAAUCAAGUUGGUCUAGCGAGUGUCUAGUGGGUGUCAGCGAGCGUUCAGCAAGCAUCUAGAACGAGGUUGAACAAGGUGGUUUAAUCAUUUUGUGAUUAAUUAACCAUUGACUGGACAGUUCAUGGCUAAUACCGGGGCAAGAUCAAACGUGAAUAGUCAGAGGUGGCUGAAGUGGGAGCUGCAAAGAGCUUGAAGAAUUUUUUUUUCACGAACCUUUGUGCGAAACACCGAGGAUGGGCUUACUAGUGGGUGAUUCAUGACGGUGGACUGAAUAUGACCACGCGUAGCGGCUGUAUAUUAUGUAAUAUAUUAAUAAACCAAAUAU
Messenger RNA from Babjeviella inositovora NRRL Y-12698, 845 nucleotides. RefSeq lists its product as uncharacterized. The coding region runs from base 12 to 536 and encodes 174 amino acids. Gene Ontology annotation, cellular component: P-body. NCBI's taxonomy places the organism in Eukaryota, Fungi, Ascomycota, Pichiomycetes, Serinales. Gene Ontology annotation, molecular function: mRNA binding; enzyme activator activity. The record is from RefSeq and is a predicted model, not a curated record. The transcript has a single exon. Gene Ontology annotation, biological process: positive regulation of catalytic activity; deadenylation-independent decapping of nuclear-transcribed mRNA; deadenylation-dependent decapping of nuclear-transcribed mRNA.